GCCUACUAGCAACAGAGCUGCAAGCAGAGUGGCAGUGUGAGUCGUACCGAGAGUUGAAGCACACAUAGCCAUCUCUCUCGUUGUUUCUCCACGUAAGCUUUUUGUAGCACUAGCUUUCUAGUUGCAACGAUGGGGUUCAUCAGCGGCGAGGAGCUCGCCGUGACGCUGGCGCCGGUGGCCGUGUACUGGCUCUACUCGGGGAUCUACGAGGCGUUGGGGAGCGUCAGGGCUCUGGACAGGUACAGGCUGCACUCGAGGAGGGACGAGGAGAGCAAUAACAUGGCGUCCAAGAAGGAGGUGGUGAAGGGCGUGCUGCUGCAGCAGGCCAUCCAGGUCGCCAUCUCACUUGCCGUGCUCAAGCUGACAAGUGAGAAAGACGGUGGCGCCGGCGACGUCAAGGCCGGUCACGCGAGCGCCCCGGCAGCGGCGCCAUCGUCGUCGUCGGCGGCGGCGGCGCUACUGGACGUGGCGGCGCGGUUCGGGGUGGCCAUGUUCGUGCUGGACGCGUGGCAGUACUUCGCGCACCGGCUGAUGCACUCGAGCCGGUACAUGUACCGUCGGUUCCACUCGUGGCACCACCGCGUCGUGGCCCCCUACGCGUUCGCGGCGCAGUACGGCCACCCCGUGGACGGCGUGCUCACGGAGGCGCUCUCCGGCGCCGCCGCGUACCUCGCCUCGGGCCUGCCCCCCCGCGCCGCGGCCUUCUUCCUCGCGUUCGCCACCGUCAAGGGGAUCGACGACCACUGCGGCCUCCUGGUGCCCUGGAACCCGCUGCACGCCGCGUUCGCCAACAACACGGCCUACCACGACGUGCACCACCAGCUCAGCGGCGGCCGGCGCAACUUCUCGCAGCCGUUCUUCGUGGUCUGGGACCGUCUGCUCGGCACGCACGCCGGCUACACCGUCACCGCGCGGGAGAGGAACAACGGCGGCGGCCUCGAGGCCAAGCCGAUCUGCAACGAUCGCCACGUUCUCCUGUAAUGUCAACCUGUUUUUGCUGAGACUUUGUUUGUAGCUACCAGCCGUAGUGUCCGUCAC
Messenger RNA from Oryza sativa Japonica Group (Japanese rice), 1038 nucleotides. Its product is annotated as sphinganine C4-monooxygenase 2. Gene Ontology annotation, molecular function: oxidoreductase activity; iron ion binding. The record is from RefSeq and is a predicted model, not a curated record. Gene Ontology annotation, cellular component: endoplasmic reticulum membrane. Gene Ontology annotation, biological process: lipid biosynthetic process. Lineage: Eukaryota; Viridiplantae; Streptophyta; Magnoliopsida; Poales; Poaceae.